UUGGGCUCUAAGUCAGCCUGCGAGGGUCCAAGCCACAACUGUAUUUCUUUUGAGCACUGGGACCUUGGGUUUGCUAUGUAACCUCACUGAACAUCAGUUUCCUCCUUUGCGAAAUGGGGAUUAUUAAAGAACCCACUUCCUAGGGCUUCUGUAAAGAUUGAGGGUAAUUCGUGCAUAGCUCUCACCAUAGUACCUGUACAUAGAUAGGGCUUAGAGAGAUAUGCCCUAUCUGACCAGCAUCAAGGGCAGCUGUGCCAUGUAGUCUGGACAAUUAGUUAUCUUCAGUAGAAGUCUCCACUUUUACCACUUUACUGGGAAACCAGGAUCUUUUACAGAGCCCUCUCUGACCUGGAAUAUAACAGCAAAUAAGGAAUUAUAGGAUCUCUAUAUGUUUUCUGUCAGCCAUUCCUUUGCAUAUACACAGCCUUGUUUGCAGCAUAAGAAAUCUCUUUACAGUAUUCUCUCUGCUACUGUCAGCUUGGCACUUGGACACCUGUGACACUGGGCCUCCCAGACUGCCGCCUAGUAUAUUUACAUUUGUUGGAAAGGUUGUCCCUUCAUGUCUCUAGGAGUAGAGCUGCCCUGUGCAUUUGUGCCUCUGGUUGUCCUGGCAGUCACUUGGGCAUCUCUCUCUCUCUUGUGUGGUAAAGAUACUUUAGGGGGCUUCAGGUCAGUGUUUUAGGUACCAGAAAAAUGGGAGGUCCAGAAACUAUAGCCAAAGCCAGGAUAUUUGGCUAGAUGAAAGUCUCUUUUCUCUUUUUGCCUGAAUAACACAAGCAUGUUAGUAGUGUUAGACCUGGCAUGGCAGACACAGUCCUUGUGGAGGAGUUAAAAUUUUGGGCCAGCAAGGGGUGUGCAUUAGGCUCACAACUGAGGGUUCUAGGCUGUGGUUUCCCAGAGAAUCACUGAGGGACCAUUGGAGUGAAGGAGGACUAACAGAGGGAUGGGAGAUUUUAAUCAGUGCAUUAGAGGAUGCGAAAAGAAGCAAAGUCAAAAGGAACAAACAUCUAGAAAACACAUCUGAACACACUUUUGGAGAUGGAUUCUCCACAAACAGAAGAACGUUCUAUGUAGGUGUCACCAUGAGCUCCAAAGGCCCACAACCAGAGCCCUGUCAGCCUGGAAACCGAGGGUCGUGCUCCAUGGCUCUGACCGCUAGGUGGUGCCUCAGGCCCGCAGCUGGGAAAAGAGCAAGUCUGGGGAAAGAAGCAGCCCCAGGCCUCCCAUUCAGGGUCCCCAGGGAACUGUGACAUGGAGGCUGGGCUCUGAGGCUGCUUAAAGGCAAAGGAGCCACGACUAGGCUCCAGGCAUCUGUGUGCUCUGUGUGACAGCAUUUAGGCUCCUGGAAGCGGUCCCAACCUGUGGAUGUCAGGUGUCUAGGCUGAGCCAGUGUCCUGAGAGAAGGGCCCACGGGGUGCUGUGCAAAGAGAAGAGGCUCAAGGGAGAGCACUGGAAAUUUGCUGUCACGAAGAGUAGCAAUGAAUUCCUCAUUUCACCUGUAUUUCUUGGAUCUCAACCUGAAUGCCACAGAGAGCAAUCUUUCGGGGCCAAAUGUCAAGAACAAGUCUUCACCAUGUGAAGAUAUGGGCAUUGCUGUGGAGGUGUUUCUGACUUUGGGUCUCAUCAGCCUUUUGGAGAACAUCUUGGUCAUAGGUGCCAUAGUAAAAAACAAGAACUUGCACUCUCCCAUGUAUUUCUUUGUGUGCAGUUUAGCAGUAGCGGACAUGCUGGUGAGCAUGUCCAAUGCCUGGGAGACCAUCACCAUGUACUUAAUAAAUAAUAAGCACCUGGUGAUAGCAGAUGCCUUUGUGCGUCACAUUGACAAUGUAUUUGACUCCAUGAUCUGCAUUUCUGUGGUGGCUUCCAUGUGCAGUUUGUUGGCCAUUGCAGUGGAUAGGUAUGUCACUAUAUUCUAUGCCUUGCGCUACCACCACAUCAUGACAGUGAAGCGUUCCGGGGUGAUCAUUGCAUGCAUCUGGACCUUUUGCACAGGAUGUGGCAUUGUUUUCAUCAUUUACUACGAAUCCACUUAUGUCAUCAUUUGCCUCAUCUCCAUGUUCUUCACGAUGCUGUUUCUCAUGGUGUCUCUGUAUAUACACAUGUUCCUUCUAGUACGAACUCAUGUCAAGCGGAUAGCAGCUCUGCCUGGAUACAGUUCUGUGUGGCAGAGGACCAGCAUGAAAGGCGCCAUCACUCUGACCAUGCUGUUGGGCAUUUUCAUUGUGUGCUGGGCUCCGUUCUUCCUUCAUCUCAUUUUGAUGAUCUCUUGCCCUCAGAAUCUUUACUGUUCCUGCUUUAUGUCUCAGUUCAAUAUGUAUCUCAUACUCAUCAUGUGCAAUUCUGUGAUUGAUCCUCUGAUAUAUGCCUUCCGUAGCCAAGAGAUGAGGAAGACUUUUAAAGAGAUUAUUUGUUGCCAUGGUUUCAGAGUACCCUGUACGUUCCCUAGCAGGUAUUAAACAAAAGCACUCUCUGCAGCUUACUCUUUUCCUUCCUUGACCUUGUGAUGAAGUCAGUUGGGGAUAAGCAAGAUAACUCAAAAUCAAAACUGCACUACACUUAUCUUUUUUUCUACCUUGAAUUAGUACUUAUAGUAUA
This is a messenger RNA of Phyllostomus discolor (pale spear-nosed bat), 2595 nucleotides long. RefSeq names its product melanocortin 5 receptor (gene MC5R). Gene Ontology annotation, molecular function: melanocortin receptor activity. NCBI's taxonomy places the organism in Eukaryota, Metazoa, Chordata, Mammalia, Chiroptera, Phyllostomidae. The transcript has 2 exons. Gene Ontology annotation, biological process: G protein-coupled receptor signaling pathway. Gene Ontology annotation, cellular component: membrane. The record is from RefSeq and is a predicted model, not a curated record. Bases 1479 to 2456 code for a protein of 325 amino acids.